UGCAAAGUGAGGCUGUGGAGUCCUGCUGCACUCACGGGGCGCAUGAAGGCUGGAGGACAGUCGCAAUACUUUUAUCCAAACUUUGUGAGCGUCACACUACCUCCCUCAGACACCAUGAGAGUCCUCCUCUUCAUCUGCAUGCCAGUCGUGCUGCUCGCCCAGGUUCCGUACCAGGAACCUUUUCCUUUCCUGGGGGACUACGAACCCGAUUAUUUCCCAGAGUCGGAAAAUGCAGAUUCUCUUCCUGAAAACUUCCAGCAGCAGGUUCUAAUCGACCCUGUGAUUCGUCCAGAAAAACCAGACGCCGGCUUGGAGACGGAGCCCACGGAGCCCGGCCCUCUCGAUUGCAGAGAGGAGCAGUACCCGUGCACCAGACUCUAUUCUGUGCACAAGCCGUGCAAGCAGUGCCUCAACACGCUCUGCUUUUACAGUUUGAGGCGGGUGUACGUCGUCAACAGGGAGGUGUGUGUGAGGACUGUGUGUGCGCACGAGGAGCUGCUCAGAGCGGACCUGUGUCGGGACCAGUUCUCCCGCUGUGGCGUGGCGGCGGUGAGCGGCCACUGCGGGUCGGUGGGAGGAAGCUGCGGGAAGAGCUGCGGCGGCGGGUGCUGAUGAUGUUGACGGCGGCGCUCCCACUCAUCCACCAGCCGUGUAUCUCUGCUCCUGGUUGUGUCGUAUAAUGUCCUGUACCUGUGCGGCGUAUGAGCCGGUGUGUAUGUUUGCCUAUACUCCAAAGAAGCUUGAUGAUUGUAUAAAUCACUGGUGCUAACAACCAUCACACUGGUGCUGCGUAUUCCACACGCCACGAGCUGCGCAGACUCCCACUUUUCUUUUGCAUACCGUCACCGUAUUAACCGCUUUUUACUUGUACUGUACUUCUUGUACUGUGGUGUACUUUUCCAAAAAGCAGUCCAAGCAGCCAAGAAGAUGACCUCAGCUUUUUCUACCAAAAUGCUUUGAGAAGGCUUCUCACAAGCGCUACUACUGCUUUGUUAAAGUCUCACCAGUAAGACUGAGGUGAUAAUAAAGUUGUUUGUUUUGUUUUUUUUUAAUUACA
Dunckerocampus dactyliophorus (ringed pipefish) is the source of this 1057-nucleotide messenger RNA. It is a transcript of the gene mfap2, whose product is annotated as microfibril associated protein 2. Bases 43 to 612 code for a protein of 189 amino acids. The transcript is spliced from 9 exons. Gene Ontology annotation, biological process: embryonic eye morphogenesis. Lineage: Eukaryota; Metazoa; Chordata; Actinopteri; Syngnathiformes; Syngnathidae. Gene Ontology annotation, cellular component: microfibril. The record is from RefSeq and is a predicted model, not a curated record.